AACGUUGGUAUCCUUGCGUACUGAUUCCAAAUAAUAUAAUUGCUUAUCAUUUUUUUGACAACUACCGCAGAAUAGAUUAAAUACUUCCUCACUAGUUACUCCGGUUAACACUUUAACAGUUUAAUAGUACACAAUAUUUUAUUAUUAUUAUUUAAAAACGGAUAAUGCCCGUCAGAUACCUUUUAUAUAAAUUAAUGAAAUUAUUCAAUUUAAACAGAUUAAGGCCAACACUACUCGUUUGCAAUGUUAUUUAUUAUUAAAUGUUACAGUUUGUAUUGCAGUUUCUAUGUGUUCGAACAUAUUAGGUAGCUAUCGAAUUGAACACACACACACACACACACACGUCACUGCCACUGGACACACAAUCGACGUCUGGAAGAUGGACAUUUGGAAAUACAUCAUUAGGAUAAAGAUACCCAGUCCGGUGAGCUAUGUGAGCGCAAUCCUUUUAUUAAUCUUCAUAACGGGCGUCUACAAGCAGUUGACGUUAACCCAAAAGUCAGCCAACAAUUGUGAGAUGACGUUCAUGUUUGAAUACCCUCAUUUUGUCGAAAUCUCGGUGCCUAUGAACAGGGGAAAGUAUAAUUUGUACGCUUAUACCGAAGGCCAAACAAUGGAGAAAAUAAAAUCUAUGAAGUUUUAUGGUACACCAGUAGUUUUUAUACCUGGACACAGUGGUUCGUACAGGCAAGUUCGGUCCAUUGCUUCGGUUAACAUUAGAAAGAUGUACCAUAUACAAUCAAAUGUAAAAUUUGAUUUUUUUACUGUCGACUUGAACGAAGAAUAUUCUGCUGUCUUUGGAGGUGUUUUAUUACAGCAAACUGCAUUUGUUUCCCAAUGUAUUGAUACAAUCAUAAAAACAUAUGAAUAUGACUAUAAACCUACAUCGAUUAUACUUAUUGGACAUUCUAUGGGUGGUAUUAUAGCCAAAGGAUUGUUCAUCAAUCCUUCAUUUGAUACCAACCUCGUAGAACUGAUAAUUACUCUUGCCACUCCUCACAGGCCUUUAUUUUUAGCCGAUCACUAUAUGGAUAGCUAUUAUGACCAAGUAGAAAAAAUUUGGGGGAACGGAUUAGACAAGCCAAGGUCUUCAUUUCUGUCAAAUAUUUCACUAUUAUCCAUUGGUGGCGGGCAUCGAGACUUAAUGGUCUGGCCUUGCCUGACGUAUACUCCACAUGCAGAUAUAAAUGCAUUAAGUUUAGCUAUACCUGGUGUCUGGACUUCUACUGACCAUCAAUGUAUAUUGUGGUGUAAAUCAUUAGUCAAAUCCAUCGUAAGAGUGCUAUUUGACUCCGCAGAAUCUGAAUCGGAUGAUACAAUUUAUGAAUGGAGAAAAAAAGUAUCUUCUUAUCAUUUUGACAAGAGAAGUAAUGGAAAAUGGUUUCAUUCUAACUUGCACCCUAUUACUGUAAAAUUGAAUGAACCCAACGUGAUUGAAUGGAAUGAAACAUACAAGCUUCAAAGAUCAAUUUCAUUGGAAAAAGGAACAGCAAUGCCAAUUAUCAUUCAUCUGCCAUUGUUUGAAAAAUCUGUUAACUAUGAAAUGACAGCUGAAGCUGUAAAUAUUGAUUAUCAUGAUUGGGUGUUUUCGUGCAAACCUGAUUAUCAUUCAAAAAAACACUGUUUAUUUGGUACAAAUUGGUCUUCUAAUAGUACUAUAUCAGUUUCAAAACAUAUGAAAAGAAGGCAUAUUACUUUAAAGAUACCUGACGUUUAUAAAUUAGGUCAUUCAAAUUUGGUUUUCAAAAUCAAAAACACUAAAAAACUGACUGCUUUGAAUAUUGACUUAUAUGAAGCUAGUGAUAGAACAAAUCAAAUAUUUUGGCGAUUUUGGUAUGGAGUUUUUGAUAGACAUCUGUUGUGGAAAGUCAAUGUUUUUGAAACAAUACAGUACAAAACUAUUCUGCGUGGUUGGUCAGCUAGUAUAUGCAUGCAUUGUGUGUAUAAUGUGCACAUGGUACCCAUCAAAUGCUCAAAAAAACAUCAUCAUGCUGUUUCUAAAUUUAUCGUACCAUGGACACAAGGUGUUUUGCAUGGUAUUACUAGUGACAGUUAUGUGGAACCACUGAGAAUAUCUUUAGAAAACAUUCCUUUGUCAAAUGGAACAACAAAUCCAUACUUGCAAUUCAUAUUAGACCCAACAUGCAACUAUCGUAUUGAAUUAGAUCUAUCUAUUAUGGACACAAUCGGAACAAUAGGAUUGAAAUACGGAUUAACAUUUCCCUCUUACAUUGGAAUCAUAAUAUUGUUAGUGUUGUCAAAUCAAUUUUCGCAGUUGGCGAAUUCAGCUAAAGAUGAUUGCUCAAUAUAUCACAACUCCUUACCAUCUAUAAUUAGAGUUUUCAAGACUUUAGUUGUUACAAUUUGUUUUUUGACAGUUAUACAAAAUCAGUGGCCCAACAUCAAUAAGCCAAUUGGUGGUAUAGAUUGGCUUGGACAUCCGCUAAAGACCAUGGUCUUUUCGUCAUUGCUAUAUUGCAUAACCAAUUCAUUUAUGUAUUUUGCUACUGUAGCACUAUGGAUGAUGAUGUUGUUUUGGGGGAAAGCCAUAAACGAACUGUUGGUCCGGUUUAUAAUGAAAACGUUGCAAAAGAAUGCUACAUUAUCUGACUGGAUAUUGUAUGGAUUUGGAAAAUUACCGAUAGCUGUUUCAAUGAUAGCCAUUGUAAUUUCUUACCAUACUUGUGGUACUGUAGGGCUUGUUAUUUCAGCAUUUUUUUAUUAUUUCUUACUAUGCACAUUGGUACAAGACUGCAUUGACCAGUUAAUUUAUUAUCCAGUGAUAUUUUUCAAAGAUUACUUUAUGAAAGGUGAAAAACCUGGUUUGAAUUUAUCGUUGACAUCCAUCCACCUGCAUUUUUCACUGUUUUUGUUGUGGUUACUAAUUUGUGGUUGUCAUUUGCCAUGCAGCAUUGAAUGGGCACGAAAUUACAAUCAUAGCAAAUACUUAGAUCCAGAUCCAUCAUGGAUUUCCUCCUUAAUAUUAAAUACAUGUGCAGGUAUUUUAUGGCAGAUGGACAUUCCCAAACGUAAUUUGAAAUUCUACGCACAAUUAAGUAACCUUUGUAUGGCGGCUUCAAUAAUUUUGUUUUUGUUCUGCCAAACUGCAUUAUUUCGAAUAGCUCCAAUUUUAACAUUGGUGUUUUUAAUCAUCACUUUGCACCAGUGUUUUAGUUCUUGGAUAGGAGUACAAGACCUGACUGAUAACCAAGUAAAUAGUGCUAAUGAUAAGGUGCCACAAAAAAAAGUGGAGUGAAUGAACAGUUGUAAGUAAGUUUAUAAUAAUAUUAUAUUUUAACAUAUAUAUAGUUAAUACGGGUGGACUGGCAAGGGUGUGCUAUAGCAUACCAAGCUAGUUCAAUGUUGCGCCAUAACAGUGAACAUAAUUUUUGUGUUAUGUACAAAGAAACAAUUUUAUAAUUUGUAUAUCAGAGCUUCUCAAACUUUCUUUUUUGUGUACCACUCAUGUGGUAUAUCAGAGAUUCUCAAACUUUCUUUUUUGUGUUCCACUCAUGUGAAUUAUUUUUUGUCACAUACCACUAAUGACUAAAAAUAGAACCAUUCAACAUUCAAUACAUAAUAAACAAUAUAUAUGUAUAAAAAUAAUUUGGUAUAUUUUAGAGGUUGUCAGCUCACUGUUGUGUCUCUGGCACAUGCUCAACAUAAACAAAAUUACACAUUUAAUUAUUUUUUUUUUUUAAAUAAUAAUCCUAUA
This is a messenger RNA of Myzus persicae (green peach aphid), 3715 nucleotides long. Its product is annotated as GPI inositol-deacylase. Gene Ontology annotation, biological process: GPI anchor metabolic process; endoplasmic reticulum to Golgi vesicle-mediated transport. The record is from RefSeq and is a predicted model, not a curated record. NCBI's taxonomy places the organism in Eukaryota, Metazoa, Arthropoda, Insecta, Hemiptera, Aphididae. Gene Ontology annotation, cellular component: endoplasmic reticulum. Gene Ontology annotation, molecular function: phosphatidylinositol deacylase activity. Bases 287 to 3256 code for a protein of 989 amino acids. The transcript has 15 exons.